Molecule: messenger RNA, 2777 nt
Organism: Halichondria panicea
Lineage: Eukaryota; Metazoa; Porifera; Demospongiae; Suberitida; Halichondriidae
Product: gamma-aminobutyric acid type B receptor subunit 2-like
Exons: 15
Coding region: 110-2692 (860 amino acids)
Biological process (GO): gamma-aminobutyric acid signaling pathway; G protein-coupled receptor signaling pathway
Cellular component (GO): membrane; G protein-coupled receptor heterodimeric complex
Molecular function (GO): G protein-coupled GABA receptor activity
Source: RefSeq, a predicted model, not a curated record
CUAUAGUUUUGCAUCCUGACAAAAUUGAUCAUUAAUUAUCUAUAUAUAAUUAUUAGCAAGUGCAUCAGUUCUGCAACUUAAUAAGUCUUUACUCUUAUGCAAUUUAAAGAUGUGUGUUACAUCUAUUGCAUUAACUCUGCUACUAGGGUGCUUAUUUAAAGCUGUCCAUAGUCAAGAGCUGAAAUAUGCUCUGUUUACUUCUGGACCUACAGGAGGUUUUGACUCAUCAGGAGCAGUCCCAGCCAUUGAGUUAGCAGAGGAGCUGAUUAAUGCUGACAGCUCCAUUCUACCUGGCUACAACCUCACUCACACACCUGUGGUGGACACAAUGUGUGAUAGAACUGUGUCGCUGAAUGAAUAUUUUGAUGCCAUUUCUCCACCCCAUCCGACUGUGCUUGGUCUCCUGGGCUGUGGCUGCUCAGUAGCCUCUACUCCUGUGGCAGAGAUCAUUCACCACAAUAGUAUCUCACAGAUUUCGUAUGCUUCAUCGCUGACUGAGUUGAGUAACAGAGAACGUUUCCCCAACUUUUUCCGUACCUACCCCUCUGACACAAUCUUCACUCCAGCCAUAGUCAGCCUCAUUCGAGAGUAUGGCUGGAAACGUAUUGCCUUCAUCACUCAAGAUGAGAGGUUGUUUACUGAGACAUUGACACAAGUGCAAGAUCCUUUAGAAGAAGCAGGAAUUGAGGUGGCCAACAGAAUGAUCUCAUCUCCACUCCCUAUAACUGGACUGAGUGCAAAUUUUUUUUUUGAAGACAAGGAUUAUAGAGUUUUCUUCAUCAAUACCUACUCAGCUAUUGGCAAACAAAUCAUUUGUGAGGCCUACCUAAGGGGGUACACUUAUCCCAAGUAUGCGUGGUUGACCUACGGCUGGUACCAGGACAGGUGGUGGACAGAGGAGGUGUACCCAGAGCUAACAAACUGCACUGACAACCAACUAGCAGAGUUCCUGCACAGAUCCAUCGCACUUCAGUUGCUGCCAAAUCUGAAUGAAUUGAAUGCUACAACUGAUACUGGAUUGACACCGAGGGAUUUUGAUUCUCGCUAUAAAAGAAAGCUUGGUACUCCACAAGCUCAAGACAACGACACGUUCAUCUUUUUGGCCACCAUAGCUUAUGAUGCCAUCUGGACAUUAGCUCUCGCGCUGAACAGGACCAAUGAGAUGGUUGGCAGUCUGACAAGAGAGGAGAUAUUGAACAUGACUCAGUGUGGAGGGACUGAUGAGGAGACUGGUGUAGAGUGGGAAGUGGUGUCACUGGAGAACUUCAUCUACUCCAAUCAGCUCAUGGGCUGCAUCAUCAGGUGGAACCUGGAGAGAACAAACUUCGUGGGAAUCUCUGGGCAAAUAAAUUUUGACAAUGAUGGAUCUCGAGUUGUUGAUAUUGUUGAAUUUUUCCAGUACCGUUUAAUAAACAAUGAUUUAUCAAUACUAUCUCGUGAAUAUUUCGGCUUCACCCAAAACAUCAAUGAAUCUCAGGCGGAAUUCUUUUACAAGAGUGGAAAGAGUAAUAUCACAACUUUUGAAGGAGGAGUCCCACCAGAUGGUACACCGGUACCUCAAUUUGUCACGUACCAUUUAGCUCUUGUGAUUCCCUAUUACAUCUUGGCAGUUGCUGGUCUUAUCUUCUGUACUGUGUGUCUGGUCUUUAAUUUUACACAAAGGAAAAAGAGAGUUGUCAAGAUAACCAGCCCCAACAUAAACUACUUUAUCAUUGCCGGAGCUUACUUUAAUUACAUUGGCAUCUUCUUCAGAGUCCUACCCAGCACGGAUUAUGAGUUGAAUGCAAUAAGGUGUUACGCUGAUUAUCUGUUGAAUACAAUCGGUUACUCCUUGGCUUUUUCAGCAAUCCUGGUCAAAAUGGGAAGAGUCUACUACAUUUUCCACAAUCCGUCACUUUCAAAAAAGACGUUGAAUGACUGGAAGCUGGUGCUACUGGUACUCAGUAUUUCUUCUGUUGGUGUAUUGCUGUCGGUCUUGCAAAUUUCUGUGCCCCAAUUACAACCAAAUCCAUAUCCAUUGAGCCUCACUGAGGACUCACAAGACAAAAGGCGAAAUGAGUUUGGAGAAAGGAUAAAUCAGAUGGUCUAUUACUGCAUUUCAGACACCAUUCAAACAAUCUAUGUGGCAGUGACACUUGUAUAUCUAGCAAUCCUUCAAAUCAUUGGAAUCAUCCUCGCUAUUCAAACACGCAAAGUCAAGAUCAAGUUGCUAAACGACUCCAAGUACAUUGCUGCAGUGAUAUACAUCUCAAGCAUUUCUCUGGUGCUCAUUGCAAUUGUCACAAUAGUGCCUGGAAUUUAUAUCAAUUUAAUUGAAGCCAUCUUCUCCGGGAGUCUCCUUGUGGCCACAACAUUCUCUCUAGGCCUAAUUUUCAUUCCUAAGAUGGUGAGUUUGUACAGAGACCCUGAGGGUGAGUAUGUGUUCAAUACAGCUGGCAAUACUCUGAAUACCAACGAAAUGAACCUAAACCUUGUCAGUGGAGAAGUGACAACUCAAAUGAGGGAGAGAAUUGUCGAGUUAGAGAAUCUUUUGAAAGAUUGUCAGAAUGGCGGUAAGUUGACCUGUCCAACUUGUUAUCCUGAGGACCAACCGAUUACCAUUGAUGCAAAUAGCUCCAGUGCACCUGCAGAUACAGGCUGCAGUGUCACUGUCAUCAAAACUGAACAAGUGGAAGAGUGCACCCCCUGUUGAAGAGACAGACACACUAUAGUCUAUAGUCUAUACUCCAAACACUUACUUUUUCUUGUGCAACCCAAAAUGAAUGUUAGAUACAGUG